AUGUGCUCCCGCCAGGACAGAGAGCAGAGCCCCCAGCAGGAGCUGGCCUCAUGCCACUGCACCAACAGCUGCUGUGGCAACACAGGCUCAGCUGGAUGCCAUGGCAGCAGAGGUGGGUCUGGAUGCCACAGGGGAAGUGCUGGAUCUGGAUGCCAUGGCAGCAGUGGUGAAUCUCGAUGCCACAGGGGAAUUGCUGGAUCUGGAUGCCAUGGCAGCAGUGCGGGAUGCUGCCAUGGACGUGCAGAGGAUUGCCAGCAGCAGAUCUGCCAAGUGUCCUCAAGGAUGAAGUGA
This is a messenger RNA of Pogoniulus pusillus (Red-fronted tinkerbird), 291 nucleotides long. Its product is annotated as keratin-associated protein 17-1-like. Lineage: Eukaryota; Metazoa; Chordata; Aves; Piciformes; Lybiidae. The transcript has a single exon. The record is from RefSeq and is a predicted model, not a curated record. Bases 1 to 291 code for a protein of 96 amino acids.